ACGAAGAGCACUUCUUCAGAAGCAUGGCGGCUGCUGUGAAGGCACGACGUUACCGAAAUUGUGUCCUUCGCUUCAACUCUGACCGAGAGUGUAUCGCCUGAAUAUAUUGGUAGCACAAAAUGGACAAUCAGCCAUCUACCGUAAAGUCGUCCACUCCCAGCAACAACCAGAGUGGAGUGGACAAUGCUGACAGCGCAGCGGAGGAAGGAGAGGACGAAGAGGCGUCCUCCCACAACUCCGAGAAAGAGUUGCGGCUGUUCGAAAAGGCAAGUUCGUCAAUGCCUUGGCAUAAAACACGCGUGUCGCAAAGGUUGGAGCGAUUGGCCGCAAUACUGAUGUCUUCUGUUUUUCCAAUACAGGCAAAGCAACUCUACCUGAAAGGAGUCCUGGCUGAGAGAUCCGGUCGCAUGUACGACGCCAUCUCGUACUACAGGCAGGCCCUGCAAAAGGUGCCGGACAUUGAGUUCCGUCUGACAGACAGCUCCGUGUGGUCUUUUGAUGAAGAAAGUGACAGUUCAGAUGUGGACUGCAAAACCGAAGAGUCGCCCUGCAGCGACGAUGAUAUGUUGCCUCUCCAUCACCGCAUCAGAGUUAAACAUCCGUCGGCGGACAUUUGCAACGUGGCCUGCGAACAAAGAGCUACACAUCUCUCCGACCUUCCGAGGGAGGUGUUCAUGUACAUCCUACGAUGGGUGGUGUCUUCGGAGCUGGACGUUCUGUCCUUGGAAUCUGUGUCCAGGGUGUGUCGUGGCUUCUACCUGUGUGCCAGGGACCCCGAGUUGUGGCAUCUGGUGUGCGCGAGAACCUGGGGCAGAGAUUGCGGUCAGCUCCUUCGAUAUCAAAGCUGGCGGGAGAUGUACAUCUACCGGCCACGUAUCUGUUACAACGGUGUCUACAUCAACAAGACGACGUACGUCCGUCACGGAGAGUCGUCCUUCCAGGACUCGAGCUACCGGCCCUGCUUUUUGGUGGAAUAUUUUCGUUAUCUGCGUUUUUUUCCUGAAGGUGCUGUGCUGAUGCUGACGACUCCGGACAACCCGUACCUGUCCCUGGGCAAGCUGAGGUCCCGGAGGCCUCUGUACUCGUCGGUGCUGACGGGCAAGUUCUGGCUCGAGGGCACCAAGCUCAGGGCCGUGCUCAAGAAGGCCGCCAGCGCCAAGGGCACCGGCCGCUCGGCCAACAGCAGUCACCGACGCAGCAGGCCGCUGGUGCUGGACCAGCAGCCGCAUCCGGAACAGGUCUUCCACAUGGAACUGGAGUUGAGGGCUGUUCGUGGUCGUCCCAACAUCCAGUUGGCUUGGAGGAGCUACGCCAUUCACACCUUCUGGUCGGGACAAGAGACUGUGGCCAAGUUCGACCUGACAGCCAAUGCCUUCCCUCCCCUCUGGUUCUCCAGGGUCAAAAGCUUCACAUCCGUUUCAGAGUGUCCACUGUGAUCACGAUGCCGGGCAAAUGUGCAAGUCCGAACUAUCGCCACAGUUGCUUCCCCGCAGAGGCAGAACAAGACUUGUAGGCGAGAGCAUUAUGUAGAGCAGAUGCCAUCGCUUCUUCCCUUUGCUUUGUGGUGUUUCCGUGGCUGCCUUCAAAGUAUAUAUCGUUGGUUUGUUGUUUUAUGGAGGAAAGUUUAUGUGGGCACUACAUAUAGUGGUCGAUAGUUUGUUAAGGGGUAUUUACACGGGGGAGAUAUCCCUUCCCUUUGCUUCCCAGUGUGCGCAUCACACAGUAACGCCAUGCCUUUGCACAGAGCCAUGCUGACAUAGACAUCCCAUGGGGAUGGGGAAGCUUUUGCGCGGGCUCGGGCUACACAAACGGUCCCUGCCUUGGCGGAGGAUCUCAUAGCAAUUGGCGGUAUUUUGUUCACGUGUCUGGCAACUCUAUAGAUUUUGCUGUGUGAUACCAGCGGUGGCAUCACCUAACUUGUCGUGGCUUGCGCUGUUGCAAAUGUCGUCCCAGACACCCGAAGGAGUCUUCAAUAUUCAUCAAUGCCGUCCUCAAGCCGCUCCUCGUAUAACUGGUUUUGGAUUCUGCGUUCUGUGUUGCAUCCACCCAUUCAAGUAGCACCUUUUUUUCUAGCAGGAAGCAGUUUGUCGUCUUGUGUAUCUAACAGCGCCGCCGUCACCAUCGUGUAUUGCUGUUUCAUGUACGCCUCCAUUUUUCUACCCUCGUUAGCAUGCACUGAGCCCCGUUGUCGACAGUGCGACCGCUAAAUGCGUCCGAUAACACUGACGUCCCUCUCGGCUCCCCGCCGUUCGUGUGAAUGGCUGGAGUCGGGAAGGGAGUCCCGCUGGUUAGGCAGAUCACCGACGUCGCACGCAACUCUACCCGAAAGCAUCCCCCGUGUGAAUGCCCCUUUAGAAACAGUGUAGGACUGUUGCUGUAAAAUCCAUGAAAUAAACAAUGGGGCGUCUGUACGGGAUGCAUCUUGCA
This is a messenger RNA of Ixodes scapularis (black-legged tick), 2427 nucleotides long. RefSeq names its product F-box only protein 9. The transcript has 12 exons. Lineage: Eukaryota; Metazoa; Arthropoda; Arachnida; Ixodida; Ixodidae. Gene Ontology annotation, molecular function: protein binding. Gene Ontology annotation, biological process: SCF-dependent proteasomal ubiquitin-dependent protein catabolic process. Gene Ontology annotation, cellular component: SCF ubiquitin ligase complex. The coding region runs from base 120 to 1436 and encodes 438 amino acids. The record is from RefSeq and is a predicted model, not a curated record.